AUGGAGCUGAAAACUCAUACCCUUUCCACUGGGUGGUCUUUCCGGGACAGUGAGACAGAAGAUUGGAUGCCCGUAUCAACGGUGCCCUCCGUCGUUCAACAAGAUCUGCUUGACAACAACAAGCUCGAAGAUCCCUUUGCCGAGUUGAAUGAGGUCAAAGCACGUUGGGUGAACCAAAAGUCAUGGGUAUACCGCAACACGUUCGACAACCCGACCUUCUCCAAUGGUUCCGCAAUUGACUUGGUAUUUGAUGGCCUGGAUACCUUUGCAACGGUGAAGCUGGAUGGCCAGGUAAUCUUGCAGUCCGACAACAUGUUUCUAGGUCGCCGCGUGAACGUCACGAAGGCGAUGCAAGCAGAGGGUGAGCACACACUGGAAAUUGAAUUUAAAUGUGCCGAGAUCAAGGCUCGUGAGUUACGUGAUCAAGACAAAUCUCACAAAUGGGUCGGUUUUAACGGAGAUAUGUCUCGUCUGGCGGUCCGAAAGGCGCAAUACCAUUGGGGCUGGGACUGGGGACCGGUGCUAAUGACUGCUGGCAUUUGGCGUCCAGUCCGACUAGAAGCUUAUACCGCACGUGUGGCUGACCUUUGGCCGCAAACAUCUCUAUCGCUCGAUCAAGAGACAGCCAAGGUGACCACCACAAUCAAGGUUGAAACAACGGGGGUUAAGGAAUAUAGAGCUCGGUUUACUCUGAGUGUGCACGGAAAGGAAUUUGCGCGCCAGGACAUCCCGCUAUCGGCAAAUCAAGCCCAGGUUUCAUUUCCUGUCAAUCGCCCGGAGCUUUGGUGGCCUCAUGGGUAUGGCAAUCAGACCUUAUACGAAGUUUCAGUUUUGCUGCUUUGCGGGGAGCAAAUUGUGGAUCAAAAAAGCAAAAGGUUUGGAAUUCGAUCCGCUGAAGUCAUCCAACAACCGGACAAACAUGGGAAAUCAUUUUUCUUCCGUAUCAACGGGAUGGACAUUUUCUGUGGUGGAUCCUGCUGGAUACCUGCGGACAGUCUUUUGACCAACGUCACCCCUGACCGGUACCGCAAGUGGAUCGAGAUGAUGGUGGAGGGCCAACAAGUUAUGAUUAGAGUAUGGGGAGGUGGUAUCUACGAAGAUGCUACAUUUUACGAAGCCUGUGAUGAGCUAGGAGUGAUGGUUUGGCAAGACUUCAUGUUUGGCUGUGGCAACUACCCAACAUGGCCCUCCCUACUUGAAUCUGUGCGCCAAGAAGCGAUCUAUAAUUUAACGCGACUACGCCACCACCCGUCCAUUGUGAUCUACGUCGGCAACAAUGAAGACUACCAAGUCCAAGAGUCAGUCGGCCUCACAUAUGAUUUCGAGGAUAAAAAUCCGGAAAAUUGGCUCAAAUCUGAUUUUCCGGCCCGAUACAUCUAUGAGAAGCUGCUGCCGGAUGUGGCUUUGGAGUACUCCCCGGGGACUUUCUACCAUCCAGGCAGUCCAUGGGGUGAUGGGAAAAUCUCCUCGGAUCCGACAGUGGGAGAUAUGCAUCAGUGGAAUGUAUGGCAUGGAACACAGGAGAAGUACCAAAUAUUUGAUACUUUGGGUGGCCGAUUCAACAGCGAAUUCGGCAUGGAAGCGUUUCCGCACAUGGAAACAAUCAAAUCAUUUUCUCGAAACCCCAAGGAUCAUCACCCUCAAUCUCAAGUGAUGGAUUUCCACAAUAAGGCGGACGGCCAUGAGAGACGACUAGCGACUUAUCUGGUAGAGAAUUUCAGAUUUCCGCAUGGCGGAAGUCUCGAAGCAUACAUCUAUCAAACUCAAGCUGUCCAGGCCGAGACAAUGAUGUUUGGGUAUCGAGGCUGGCGGCGCCAGUGGGGCGAUGAAAGACAUUGCGGAGGAGCCCUGCUUUGGCAGCUCAAUGAUUGCUGGCCGACUAUUUCAUGGGCCAUUGUGGAUUAUUUCCUAAGGCCAAAGCCUGCCUAUUACGCGGUCAAGCGUGUGCUCAAUCCCAUCGCCGUUGGUGUGCGACGUGAACACCACGACUGGAGUGUGGUUCAUGCCCAGCCAGCGCUCAGCAGUCAGUAUGAAUUAUGGGUCGUCAGUAAUAAGCCUGAGACACUUCAAGGAAAGGUUGAGCUGCGGUUUAUUUCCAUUGAAACUGGAAAAGAAAUACGCUCGCCCUUGAUUCGAAACAUUUUGAUUGUAGGGAAUGGCACAACAAACGUCAUUACCGACGGCAUCAUCGAUCAUGUUGCAGAACCGGACCCUCAUGUGCUAGCUGCACGAGUGUGGGUAAACAAUGAACUUGUCGCCCGGGAUGUUGACUGGCCGCAACCUUUUAAAUACAUCAACAUCCCGACGCCGCCAAUCGAGAUUAAACGAUCGAGCUCGUCUAGAACAGACAAUGUACAGACGGUGACGAUUGCUGCGCAAAAACCGGUGAAAUGUUUGGUCUUUGAGGAGCGAGAUGGAAUCAGAUAUAGCGACAAUGCGCUGGACAUUGUCCCUGGCGAUGUGCAGCAGAUUGCCAUCACGGGGCUGUCGGCGGACGUAUCAAGCUUGACAUAUAGAUUCCUGGGACGGGAGGAGUCCGCUCAAGAGGUGUCUAUCUAG
This is a messenger RNA of Penicillium odoratum, 2559 nucleotides long. RefSeq names its product beta-mannosidase. The transcript has 5 exons. NCBI's taxonomy places the organism in Eukaryota, Fungi, Ascomycota, Eurotiomycetes, Eurotiales, Aspergillaceae. Gene Ontology annotation, biological process: carbohydrate metabolic process; glycoprotein catabolic process. Gene Ontology annotation, molecular function: beta-mannosidase activity. The record is from RefSeq and is a predicted model, not a curated record. The coding region runs from base 1 to 2559 and encodes 852 amino acids.